Molecule: messenger RNA, 1241 nt
Organism: Cucurbita maxima (winter squash)
Lineage: Eukaryota; Viridiplantae; Streptophyta; Magnoliopsida; Cucurbitales; Cucurbitaceae
Product: peroxidase 2-like
Exons: 4
Coding region: 35-1036 (333 amino acids)
Biological process (GO): hydrogen peroxide catabolic process; response to oxidative stress
Molecular function (GO): heme binding; peroxidase activity
Source: RefSeq, a predicted model, not a curated record
AUUACCCAACCUUUUCCUCACUCCAACUUCCAAAAUGGCCUCCUCCAAUGCCAUACCCAUCUUUUUCUUAUUGGCUCUUCUCUUCGGAGCCUCCUCAGCUCAACUCUCCGAAACCUUUUACGACCGAACUUGCCCUCGCCUCCCCAACAUUGUCCGCGCCGCCGUCAAGAAAGCAAUCGAAACCGACAUCCGUGCCGGUGCAAAACUCAUCCGCCUCCAUUUCCACGAUUGCUUCGUCAAUGGCUGUGACGGCUCUGUUUUGCUAGAGGAUGCUCCCGGCAUAGUCAGUGAGCUGAACUCCCCCGGAAAUCAGGGAAUUCAAGGACUCGAGAUUGUCGACGCCAUUAAAGCCGCCGUGGAGAGUGAAUGCCCCAAUACCGUUUCCUGUGCCGACAUCCUAGCUCAGGCUUCUAAGGAUUCUGUCGAUGUGCAAGGAGGGCCUAGUUGGAGAGUGUUAUACGGAAGACGAGACAGUAGAAUAGCGAACAAAACAGGGGCUGAUAGUGGCCUGGCCAGUCCCUUCGAAACUCUCGUCCAACUCAAAAAGAAAUUUUCUGAUGUUGGCCUCGGAACCACUGAUCUCGUGGCUUUAUCUGGAGCGCAUACGUUUGGUCGAUCGAGAUGCAGAUUCUUCAGCCACCGAUUUGCCAAUUUCAACAAUACCGGAAGGCCAGAUCCAUCACUGGACGCUAACUACAGAGGAUUCCUUCAAGGGGUUUGUUCUGCAGGUCCAGACACGAGAGCAAAUUUCGACCCGACAACACCGGACGUGUUCGACAAAAACUACUACACCAACCUUCAAGCGGGGAAGGGGCUUCUGCAGAGCGAUCAAGAGCUGUUCUCCACUGCUGGGGCGGACACCAUCGCCAUUGUGAACAGCUUCGCGGCCAGAGAGGGCACCUUCUUCAAGGAGUUCCGCCAGUCCAUGAUCAACAUGGGCAACAUCAAGCCUUUGACUGGCAGCCGUGGGGAAAUCAGAAAAAACUGCAGGAGGGUUAACUCCGCCAUGGGUGGAGAAGGCCACGAUGUUAUGUAAUCUCAGUUUCAGAGAACCAAUUUGGCCUGUCUGCCUGGAAAUGGAAAGUUGCUGGCAAGAGUGAAUCUUGUUAUUGUUGUGGAGUUGCAAAAUCUAAAUAUGAGCUUAGGAUGUUAAUUAGUUGGGUGUUUGUCAAAUCUGUGUGUCCUUUUUUAGGGGGAAAAAGGUAAAUAAAAAAGCAGGGCAGGCUUGCGGUCGCUACUCA